AUGGCUGCUCCACACACUCCUCUUCCUGUUUCUGAACUUUUGAGAAAACUCAACGACAGCGACUUCCAACUCUUCCUCGUCAUCGAUAAAGGGCCCGCCGAAGACCUGCAUAAAUUCCAGAACGAAUGGCAUAAUCUCCUCAGUGAUGCAUUUACCAUGAUGAACGAUAAAGUGGCGGAGUAUGUCCAUUGCGCGGCGUUCCAAUUGGCAGUGGAUAUGAAGGAAAUUCGGUCCUACAUGCCUGUGAGCCGUCACGCUCCGAUUUUGGACCAGAUGGUGGCGCAUUGCUUUGAGGUCAUGCGUACCUGUCACACCCACUUUCCCCGCACCCUGAGCAUGAUGGACGAGGACAGCGCCGACGAAAUAACCCGACGCGUACGCAACCAGCUCGCCAAGGCAUACUUAUAUAACCACAAGGUCAAGUACGAUAACCCGUCGGUUGAUGCCUCGUCCAAGGUUGAAUGGGAUACCCGACCUAGCCCAGAGGACAUCCGCUUCUUCGCCUGCAACGAGGCCUAUGACCUUUGUGUCGCGUGCCGCAUUGGCAUAAGUGAAAUGCAGAAGGCUAUCAACCACGCCGCUCUGGAGAUCAUGAAGAUUGCGAAGACGAGGACGUACAAUCAAUUCCGGUACUAG
This is a messenger RNA of Epithele typhae, 636 nucleotides long. RefSeq lists its product as uncharacterized. The transcript has 3 exons. The record is from RefSeq and is a predicted model, not a curated record. Lineage: Eukaryota; Fungi; Basidiomycota; Agaricomycetes; Polyporales; Epitheliaceae. Bases 1 to 636 code for a protein of 211 amino acids.